AUGACGAGCAUCGACGACGAGCUAGCUUUAUUCGAACAAGAGAUCAACUCGCUAGGGACAACAGCCCCAACUUCUUCAACGACCAGUCAGAUCGUAGCGGCACCGACAAGCAAUGUAAAAGUCCCGACGAGCAGCAACGGUGCGCAUAUUGUGAGCGCAGCACCGAGCAUUUUUAUGCCUCCUCAGUUACGGAACACGGCACCAGCGGUUUCCCGUCCAACUACCACCGCGACGGUUCCCACGCCUUCCCGGGCUCCUCCAUAUCAACAAGAUGCUGUCAUUGAGAGUGGGCCAUCGCUUUAUCGAGCUCCUGAGCUUGCAUACACACAAACCGUUUCCGAAGCACCGAAAUUAGCGCCCUUGCCUUCCGAUGUCGAGGCAAUGUCCAGGAAGCGCGAUAUUGCUCGUCGUGAGGCCAUGAUGUCGAAAGCUGUUGGGAAAAAGUUCGUUCGUCAAGCAGGAGGACAGACUUGGGAAGAUCCAUCUUUGGCUGAUUGGGACCAAAACGAUUUUCGAAUUUUCUGCGGUGAUUUGGGCAAUGAAGUCUCCGAUGAGCUUUUGGCCAAAGCUUUUCGAAAAUAUCCUUCUUUCUUGAAGGCAAAGGUUAUUCGCGAUGGACGAUCAAACAAAAGCAAGGGAUUCGGCUUUGUUUCUUUCAAAAGUCAAGAGGAUUAUGUUCGUGCGAUGCGUGAAAUGGACGGAAAAUAUGUCGGCAAUCGGCCUAUCAAGUUGAGGAAGAGUAAUUGGCAGGAUCGUCAAAUCGAAGUUGUCAAAAAGAAGACGAAGCAAAAGCAAAAACUUGGACUUAUCUAU
Molecule: messenger RNA, 813 nt
Organism: Mesorhabditis belari
Lineage: Eukaryota; Metazoa; Nematoda; Chromadorea; Rhabditida; Rhabditidae
Source: the annotation of a GenBank genome assembly